CAGAGCCGACAUCAUCGCCGUGGAGCUCAUAUCCAUCCAUCCAUAUAAAUAUAAAUGGCGAUGAAACGCCUCACCAGCUGCUGCUGCUGCUAGUGCCAACAGCUGCAUCCUCCCGUAGGCGUAGGCAGCUAGCUAGCUAGCUCGAUCGAGGCCAUCUCCAUUUCCGGCCUAUCCCUCUUCUUCUUCCUCCUCCUCUUCCUCCGCCUGUCCGGUUCUUGUUCUGGUGCUGCUUUGCUCGACACCAUCCGAUUUUUUGGAGGCGAUUGCCGUGCUGUCACCGGAAAAAGGAAAGAGAAGAAAAGAAAAGGCUUUCCUUCCUCCUGUGCUGCCCCGCCAACAUCGUGUUGAAUCUCGUCGAUAUAUAUUUUGCUCCGAUUGGUGCCUUUUUCUCCUGGAAUUUUGUGUCCUGUUUCUCUGUGUGGGUGGAAGGCCUCGCCUUUCAAUCCUUCCAUCAUCUUGCUGUCCCCCCCUCGAUUCUUUGCUUCUUCUUCUUCUUCGAAAGAAAGAAAUUAAAUAUUAUUACUUGUUUGAUCUUUUCCUUUUAGCAAUUUCUGCCAAUCCCCAGGUUCAGUAUUUAGUUUCCAUCCGAGCAGAUUUCUUGUUCUUCGCUUCAAAAAUCUGCGUAUCGAAUUCCAUCCAUUUUUUUGCUUUGUCCAAUUCGUGGAUAAAGAAAGAGAGGGGGAGCUACGAAUCCGGCGAGAUGGGGAAGGUAGGGGAGAAGGUGAGGGCGUUCGCGACGAACAGGUGGCUGGUGUUCGUGGCGGCAAUGUGGCUGCAGUCCAUGGCCGGCAUCGGGUACCUCUUCGGGGCCAUCUCGCCGGUUGUCAAGGCCGCGCUGGGGUACAACCAGCGCCAGGUGGCGGCGCUCGGCGUCGCCAAGGACCUCGGCGACUGCGUCGGCUUCCUCGCCGGGACGCUCUCCGCCACGCUGCCCGCCUGGGCGAUGCUGCUCGUCGGCGCCGCCCAGAACUUCCUCGGCUACGGCUGGCUCUGGCUCAUCGUCACCAGGCAGCUCCCUGCGCUGCCCCUCUCCAUGAUGUGCCUUCUUAUCUUUGUUGGAACCAAUGGCGAGACAUACUUCAACACAGCUUCACUUGUGACAUGCAUUCAGAACUUCCCAAAGAGCAGGGGCCCAACAGUGGGUAUCCUUAAAGGAUUUGCUGGCCUAAGCAGUGCUAUUCUGACUCAACUGUUUGCAGUAUUGCACACACCUGACCAUGCCACACUUGUCUUCAUGGUUGCGGUUGGACCGUCAUUGGUUGCCAUUGGCCUGAUGUUUGUAAUUAGGCCUGUUGGAGGUCACCGUCAGGUGCGACCAUCCGACAAUAACAGCUUCAUGUUCAUCUACACCAUUUGUUUGCUCCUUGCUUCAUAUCUGGUCGGUGUCAUGCUCGUUCAAGAUUUUGUGCAGCUGAGUGACAAUAUGCUAGUUUUUAUCACGGCGGUUCUUUUCAUCCUGCUUAUUUUACCAAUUGCAAUUCCUGUGACCUUGACAUUUUCGUCAAAAACUGAACAUCCGAUGGAGGAGGCUCUCCUGGCUGAACCAUCAAAAGGACAGGCAAGUACUUCACAAGAAAAAGAGCCAGAUGUAUUUUUAAGUGAGGUGGAAGACGAGAAGCCUAAAGAAAUUGAUUCAUUGCCCCCAUCUGAAAGAAGGAAGAGGAUUGCAGAAUUGCAGGCCAGGCUAGUGCAAGCUGCAGCACGAGGUGGUGUUAGAAUCAGGAGGCGACCGCACCGAGGAGAGAACUUCACCCUGAUGCAGGCAUUGGUCAAGGCUGAUUUUUGGCUAAUUUGGUUAUCGCUUCUGCUUGGCUCGGGAUCAGGGUUGACAGUGAUCGACAACCUGGGUCAGAUGAGCCAGGCUGUUGGGUACAAAGACGCCCAUAUCUUUGUUUCAUUGACGAGCAUAUGGAAUUUCCUUGGUCGUGUCGGAGGUGGCUACUUCUCUGAGAAUAUUGUCAGGGAACGUACAUACCCAAGGCACAUAGCACUGGCUUUUGCUCAGAUCCUGAUGGCUGCUGGGCAUUUCCUCUUUGCAAUGGCUUGGCCUGGAACCAUAUAUGUGGCAACCUUCCUGGUUGGGCUUGGAUAUGGAGCUCAUUGGGCUAUUGUGCCAGCUGCUGUCUCUGAACUUUUCGGUGUAAAACACUUCGGCGCAAUGUACAAUUUUCUCACAGUAGCAAACCCCACAGGGUCACUGAUCUUCUCAGGUGUCAUCGCUAGUAACUUGUAUGACUAUGAAGCUGAGAAGCAAGCGCACCACCAGAGUUCUUUGUCUGGACGAUCUCUUUUCGACAUGAGCUUCCUCGCAGAGGGUCCUCUGAAGUGUGAAGGAGCUGUUUGCUUCUUUGUCAGCUCAUUGAUCAUGUCAGCAUUCUGCAUUGUUGGAGCUGGCCUUAGCCUCAUCGUCGUUCACAGGACCAAGCGAGUGUAUGCUAACCUCUAUCGAGCUGUCCGCUGACUUGAAAUUUCCAUGGAUAGAAGAUGGUGAAUCCCCCUUUUGUUGUUCCAUGUUACCUGUAUUAUUGUGUACAUGAUUCAAGAUACACAAAGUCUACCUGUAAAGUUUCAGAUCAUUUCAGAGAUUGUAUUGUAAGAAUAGCUAUUCCCAAGUGGAAGUUUACAUGCACUAUAAAGUAAUGAUCAUGGGGCAUUCUUUAUAUUUUAAGA
Messenger RNA from Oryza sativa Japonica Group (Japanese rice), 2670 nucleotides. Its product is annotated as protein NUCLEAR FUSION DEFECTIVE 4. Gene Ontology annotation, cellular component: membrane. The record is from RefSeq and is a predicted model, not a curated record. NCBI's taxonomy places the organism in Eukaryota, Viridiplantae, Streptophyta, Magnoliopsida, Poales, Poaceae.